CAAUCACAACGAUGACACGGCCGAGCAACAAGCACCGCGGGUCCAAGCGCAAGGCGAGUGACGGCAACAAGCAGGCCGAGACGAAGCGCAAGGCGAAUGACGGCAACAAGCAGGCCGAGGCCAAGCCCAAGGCGAAGGCACCCAAGAAGGUCGAGUCCAACACGCCGCAAGGCCGCCUCGAGGCCAUCCUUGGCAUGUCCCUCGGCGCGUUCCAAGCUGAGUACUUUGAGAAGAAGCCGCUGCUGCGCAAGAACGUGUCACCGUGCGCCGGCCUCUUUAGCCGCCAAAAGCUGCUCGAAGUGCUCUCGCGCGACCCGCUCGAGUACGGCAGCGACCUCACCGUGACGCACUACAAGGACAACCAGCGCGACAACUACAUGCCCGAGGACCCGAACGACACGAUUGCGACGUCCAAGCAAGUCGAAAAGCUCAUGAAGCAAGGAUACAGCGUCCAGUUUUACCAGCCGCAGCGCUACAACGACGAGCUCUGUGCUGUCAACGCAUCGCUCGAGCAAACGUUUGGCUGCCUCGCCGGCGCUAGCGCGUACCUCACGCCGCCCAACGCCCAAGCCCUCGCGCCGCACCACGACGACGUCGACGUGUUUGUGUUCCAGACCCAAGGCAGUAAGAACUGGAAGCUGUACGCGCCGCUCGUGCCGCUUGCUGGCGAGCACAGCGGCGACUUUACGCAAGAUAUGAUUGGCGAGCCGACGAUGGAGCUCACGCUCAACGAAGGCGACUUGCUCUACUUCCCGCGCGGCGUCAUCCACCAAGCGUGCACGGGCAGCACGUUCUCGACGCACGUGACCAUCUCGAUCUACCACCACAAUUCGUGGGCCAACUUUAUGGAGGUCGCGCUGCCCCGCAUUGUUCGCCGCGCGUUCGAGCACGACAUUGAGUUUCGCCGCGGCCUCCCCGCGAAUUGGCUCUCGUUCAUGGGCACGCAGUUUGACGGCGAGACCAAGGCGGCGACGCAGUUCAUGUCCAAGUGCAAGAACCUCGUGUCGCAACUGCUCCAGCACGUUGAGAUGACCGACAUGCAAGAAGCCGCCGACGAAGCCGCGCUGGACUUUGUGCAGAACCGCCUUCCGCCGUGGCCGAUCACCGAGCCAGCGCCGCCGACCAUCUCGGCGCUCGACCCGAAGGCCAAGGUGCGCCUCCCGCACAAGGCCUACAUGCGCCUCGUCGUGUCCGAGAUGGACGGUAUGGACGUUGUGACGCUGCACCACUCGCUGCACAACUGCCGCGUCCACCACAUGGGCGUGUGCUCGUGCGGUGACGAGGACGAAGACGACGACGCGAAUGACGAGAAUGACGAGAAUGACGAGAAUGACGGGCAGGACAGUCAUGACGGUCAUGACGACAAUGCAAGCGGCAGCGACGAAGACGAUGACAUGAUGGACGAGAUGGCGCCAGGUGACAUGGUCAACACGGGCAUUGCGUUUCCGAUCGACUGCUUCCCCGUGCUCAUGCACCUGUACAAGACGUCGCCCGGCUUCUCGACGCAAGCCGACCUCGCGCAGGUCGCCGACAGCGACGCAGUGCGCGGUGUGCUCCUGCGCUUGAUGGCAGAGAACGUGCUCGACGUACAGCGCGCCUAAGCUCCCAAAAGCGCUUCCUCGCUUUCACUUCGCCA
This is a messenger RNA of Saprolegnia diclina VS20, 1636 nucleotides long. RefSeq lists its product as hypothetical. The coding region runs from base 12 to 1601 and encodes 529 amino acids. The record is from RefSeq and is a predicted model, not a curated record. Gene Ontology annotation, molecular function: histone H3K4 demethylase activity; histone H3K36 demethylase activity. The transcript has 5 exons. Gene Ontology annotation, cellular component: nucleolus. NCBI's taxonomy places the organism in Eukaryota, Oomycota, Saprolegniomycetes, Saprolegniales, Saprolegniaceae.